AUGGCGACAAACACAAGGGAUCAUUCAAGUGGCAGCUCCAAAUACAAACCUCGACAAGAGCGUUUUUCUGUGCAAAGAGCAUUGGAGCAACUUGAGUUAAUCGAUGGAGACAACUCAGAUUUGGAAGACUUGUCUGACAACGAUGAUUCCAUCCUGGAUGUCAAUUAUCAACCCCCACCACAGGAGCAAAGCAGCAGUGAGGAUGAGGAUGACAGUAGUGAUGAUGAGGACCCCAUUCCUCAGCCCACUGAGCACAGCAGAGGACGUAAACGUCUCCGUGGUGCAAAUAAUGGUUCAGGGACAGAGACGGGGACAGGUUCAUCCCGCACUCCCAGACGGCGCCGUCAAACUCAGCAGAUCGAGGCUGAUCGCUCCGAUGAUGACUCGGAAGAGCCAACACCAGGACCAAGCACUCUGGGACAGCCCAAUAAAGGACGUGGGUUGCGCUGGAGGGCUACUCCAUUGAUGCCAGACCUUGCCCAGUUUGAGCACGAGGACGACACUGAGCUAGACAGGAAUGGCUGGACCCCACUGGACUAUUUUGAACAGUACAUAGAUAGAGAUUUGAUGAAAAUGAUUUCAGAUUGCUCUAAUGCUAUGUCACUGUCUAGGAGUGGGGAUCUACUCAACACCUCUGUAGAUGAGGUUUACCACUUUUUUGGUGCCUGUAUUUUGAUGUCCUGCAUCCGAUACCCAACAAUCAGGAUGUACUGGUCCAAAGCCUUGAGAAUCACUGCUAUCACUGACAAAUUCACGCGCAACAGAUUCUUUAGACUGAGGGGAUCAAUAAAAGUGCUAAUUGAUGAUGAUGUGCCAAAAGAUCUGAGGAAGAGGGACAAAUUCUGGAAGGUGAGGCCUUUUCUGGAUCGGAUUCUGCAAGGCUGCAAGUCUCAGAAUCGACCUGAAUGCGCAUCUAUUGAUGAGCAGAUGAUUCCUUUCACAGGAACCUGUCCAUGCAGACAAUAUCUGCCAAUGAAGCCAAACCCAGUUGGCAUCAAGAACUUCGUUUGUGCUACAGCAGAUGGCAUUGUGCUGGACUUUGAUCUGUAUCAAGGUAAAGGUGCACUGCUUGAGCAGGUCGAAGAAGAAGAGGUGGGCCUGGGGUUGGGAGGCUUAGUCUUGGCUCGGCUGUGUCAAACUCUGCAUCGUGGCACGAAAGUGUAUUGUGACCAGUUCUUCACAAGCAUCCGAUGUGUGGAACAAAUGAUGAAGAAGGAGAUGUACAUUACUGGUACAAUAAUGAAGAACCGACUCGCUGGCGCGAAGGAGAAGCUAGCCUCUGACAAAACCAUGAAAAACACAGGAAGAGGUACCUCAUCAGAACUUUCCACUGAAGACGGAAAGUUGUGUGUAGUGAAGUGGUACGACAACAAACCAGUAUUGAUGAUGUCUGUUGUUCAUGGCACAGAGCCUGAAGACACCUGCCAGCGCUGGGACAAGAAAUUGAAAGAAUAUGUGACUGUCUCGCGACCAAGCAUUGUCCGUGAGUACAACCUCAAGAUGGGUGGAGUUGAUUUGAUCGAUAGAAUGAUUAGCUACUAUCGCAUGAGCGCCCGUACUAAGAAGUGGACGAUGCGGAUGCUAAUGCACUUCACGGAUCUGGCUUUAGCCAACAGCUGGCUACUCUACCGCAAAGACCUCGCAAUAUGUGCUGCACCAAAGAAGAGCAUCAUGCAGUUCCUUGAGUUCCGUACGGAAAUGGCUAUGACCCUCUUGGCCCAGCAUCACGGUCAAGGAAGCGAUGCAGACCUCUCUGAACAGUCAGAGGAAGAAGACAACUCAAAUCAAGGGAAGAAACGUUUUGUGACGGCAGUGCCCCAUGUCUCGGUCCGCAGGAGGGCGAAUGCCCAUCUCCCAGAGAUGAUCAGCCUGAAGAACGCGGCGCGCUGCAGAGUAGCAGGCUGCACUGGAAGAACCCGAGUUAACGCAGAGUUCAAGCGGAUUACAACUAUGCCUCUACAGUCAAGGUUCCUGUCACAGCUUGACCUACACUCCGCAAGUCUGCUGAGGGUGUUCUCGAAACAAUCGGGGCAGCAGGGCAAGAAGUUAAAAGACAUGGCUGCCAUGAUGACAGAAGACAUCGAUGCUGGCAGGGAGUGCCUCAUUAAAGGACUCUGCAUCUACCUCAACGAGGAUCCUGAGGAUCUGGUGAAGGAGUACAUGGACAUGACUGAGGCCAACACACUACGUGAGGUAGAAGGAACAACAGUGGGGAUCUAUGUUGCCAGAGAGACUCCCAGCAAUGACUAUUCUGAUGUGGGAGUAAUCCUCGAGGGUGUGGUGGUGCUUCACGAUCUGGAGAGUGUGGCUCUUGCAGCUGCAAUGCUGUUUGGACUCAUGUAUGCCCUAAACAUGAAUUACCCGUUGAAGCUCCGCUACACCUUAGAAGUUCUUCAAAAGGUUAUAAUGGAGUUGGAUGCAUCUGACCUUUCAAGAAAGGCCCAAAACUUGAAAAGGAAAAUGCACUAG
Messenger RNA from Gymnodraco acuticeps, 2469 nucleotides. RefSeq names its product piggyBac transposable element-derived protein 3-like. The transcript is spliced from 7 exons. The record is from RefSeq and is a predicted model, not a curated record. The coding region runs from base 1 to 2469 and encodes 822 amino acids. NCBI's taxonomy places the organism in Eukaryota, Metazoa, Chordata, Actinopteri, Perciformes, Bathydraconidae.